Physcomitrium patens is the source of this 963-nucleotide messenger RNA. RefSeq names its product cold-regulated 413 plasma membrane protein 1. Lineage: Eukaryota; Viridiplantae; Streptophyta; Bryopsida; Funariales; Funariaceae. The record is from RefSeq and is a predicted model, not a curated record. Gene Ontology annotation, cellular component: membrane.
GCUGACAGCCCUCACACUUCCCACUUCCGCUUCCUGCAUUGCGCUGUCGAGAGAACUCCCAGGUCACUUACUGACCAGUGUUUUGGGGAUCGAAGAGUUGUGUGUGCGAAAAUGGUGGCCCCAACUUUUGGUAUCGACAUGGUGACCAGUCAAGCCGCGGCCGUGUCGCUUGAUCAGGACUGGCAGGCUGUCGGGGAGGCCUUGAGCAACUUGAGCUCACACGCCCUGCUUGCUCUUGGACUCGGCCGUACCUGGGGCGACAUUUUGCAGUGGCUUGCCGUUAUUGCUGCCAUCUAUCUGUUGGUGUUGGACAGAACCAACUGGAGGACAAACUUGUUGACCGCCCUGCUCGUACCCUACUUGGCCCUGCAGCUGCCAGGCUUCAUCUUCGACUUCUUGAGGGGCAACGUUGGUCUGUGGAUUGCCUUCAUUGCCGUGGUGAUACGCCUCUUCUUCGCCUCCCAGUUGCCUCAGUCUAUCCAUGGUGAUUUGGAGCUGCCUGCCGCCUUCAUCCUCCUCAUCGUCACUGCCCCCAAGUUGCUCGUCGAAUACCGCACAAGCGUCUAUGCAGAGGUUAUCUCCGUAAUUAUUGGCGCUUAUCUUUUGGUUCAGCACAUCAGCAAUGCUGGAGGCUGCCGUCCCGCAUUCGCAGAAUCCCGCGGUGUGAGCCACACUAUUGGCAUCAUUCUGCUGUUCGUUGCUCCCUUGUACGCUAUCUUCACCUACAUCCUCUAGAUCUGGUGGACUCCAGCGAUAGAAAGCGCCACACAUAUCAGUUGACGCAGGAAGUGUUCAAAUUGUUUCACUGUACAGCAUGAGUACUUGUUAAGAGUACUGAUCAGUUUGGAAACGUACGCCAUGUGUUCAGUAUGUUGUCUAUGAAUAUGACAUUGUUUGUCUGAGGCACUCAGUCGACGAGUACGUCCUGAGUUUUAAUCUGAAUACGAUUUUCAUGUUACAUAA